UGCGUAUCCGCCUGCGUUGCUUCUGCUGGGGGCUGUACGGUGUUAAUACAUAAACAUUGGUGAACGUGUCGUGUUGAUGUGAAAGUGGUUGGCUACUGGCCGUCGAUGAUGGAAUGUACAACGGUCGAGCGCUGCAACGUGCACACUGAUCCACACGUCUCCUAGGAAUCCAUGAGGACGAGGUCCGUCGACGACAAAAACGCAGCUGAUGAUUGAGCAUAUGCAGCGAUGGUUCCAGCAACUGGCCUUGGACGAGCUUGCGUCCGAUCCCUGUGGUAGCGUCAGGUAGCGUCCGAAUGCCACCGAGUGCCGUCGGGGGAUGCGUCCGAGUGCCGGCGUAGCGAGACGAGCGGCGAUCCCGCGCGAUCCUGGAAUCAGGAGUCGGAUCGAUCCCGAAGGUGCCGAAGUCGAUAUUAGGCGCGUUUAUGCCGCGUCGCCUACGAUCGAACCUACGUACGACAUCGAAUGGAUAAGAUCAGACUUGGCAGACAUAGAAAUUUCUAAAUUCGUGAGCGGCAUCGCAGGCAGCAAGUCAACGGCGUCGCGCAAUAAUCCACGAAGAUGUUACAGAACGUCGACGAGCUCCGGUUACUCGAGCCACUCACCGCCGUUGUCAGCCGGCUCGUACUCCUAUUACGCGUCAGCGUCAACGAGGGAUCCAUCGUACGGUAACCUAGCGAUAAUUCACGAAAGCGAAGCGAUACCGCGGCCCAUUUGGCCUUCCGUCAUCUAUCAUCAUACAGAGGAUCACAGUGCAGGCGAUUAUGAAGAUAUUUAUACGUGUCGCGUAUGCGGUUGCACGUUUAAGUAUUCGCCACCGCAGCUGCAGGUGACAUCAUCACCAUCAAGAGCUCGUGAGGUGCUGCUCGAAUUAUCCCGUACUCUCAAUUCUGUGAUAGACGGCAACGUCACGGCGGCACCGGAAGAUAUCUUACGCGAUAUAUCGCGCAUUGUUUCCUUGGAGAUUGGCACGAGGAACGACAACGUGUACGAGUACAUUUGCCCAUCCUGGGCGUUCAAUGAUAAGAAUCCAACGGUAUCGCUGAGCCGCGUGAAGAACGUACCAUCGAAAGUGAAUCCAAUCAACUCGAAACUUUGUGUCGGUCCUCGUUGCCUCUACGAGUACAACUCGGCGCUCAAGAACGACGGGAUGACGAGAUGCGAAGGCGACAGCGAAAUGAGAAACAACUCCAGCCUCACGAAAAAGAAACCUUGCGCAACCGAGUCCAAGUAUUCGCAGCUAGUAUGCAGCGAUGUCGGGUCAUCCACCGAAGGAACAAUUGCCUCGUUGAACGCAAACAACUGGAACCAUCGCUUAGGUGUUGGAGGCUUGGGCGAGGAUUUUGAUUUCACGCUCGACGUGACACAGGCCGAGCGUUUAGGCCGAAUGAUUGCGAGAGCGAAACGGAAGCGGCAAUGGUGCAGAGCCCUGACCACUCUCUUCGGUCUAGUUUUCUUCGUAUUGAGCGUCGUCGUUGUCUCGUUAUCUGUAACGAGGGGUCGUAAGGUGUUUGGAAGCAUGUAAGAGUCAAAAGGCAAGAAAUUAUGCGUGAUC
Mycetomoellerius zeteki is the source of this 1555-nucleotide messenger RNA. RefSeq lists its product as uncharacterized. The coding region runs from base 320 to 1525 and encodes 401 amino acids. NCBI's taxonomy places the organism in Eukaryota, Metazoa, Arthropoda, Insecta, Hymenoptera, Formicidae. The transcript has 6 exons. The record is from RefSeq and is a predicted model, not a curated record.